AUGCCUUCCGCCUUGGACUCAUUCACAUCGCAGCUGCAGCAUGUGGCCACGCAGCCCAACAAUGCGCGCUUGGCCGCCUAUGACUCUCUCAUCUCGGACUUGCUGCAGCAGUCCUCGAGCAAGCUCAACCGCAUGGAUCUGCUGAAAGCGAGCUCGGCAUUCCUGCGUCACGCGGUCUUUAGCGACCAGAACUCGACAGGCGGUGGUCUCGUCAUCGGCAGGCAAGCACUCACUGCGCUAGAGUACCAUGCAAGCCGGAUAGCCGAAGAGCACGAGCUGCAGCGACGUGACAAAGACCGAAUGCAGGAUGACGACGACGACAGCACACCAGCCAUCGCAGACAGAGACACGCGACGACAGCUGCUUGAAGACGCCUUGGAGCAAUUGCAACCCAAGGCGAUCAGCUUCGAAGAGCAAGCGUCGAGCCUACGGAUGCAAUUGGCCAGCCUGCUCGAGUCCGAAGAAGACUGGAACGAAGCGGCUCGGGUCCUGUUGGCAAUACCUCUCGACUCGGGACAUCGCAAUGUCUCGGAUCACUUCAAGCUUUCGAUCUACGUCCGCAUCGCUCGCCUGUUGCUCGAGGGAGACGAUCCAGUGGCAGCAGACAUGUAUCUGAAGCGCGCCAGCAUGAUCAUUCACAACGUACCAGGUGCGCUUCCCUCGCAGUACCAACAGCAGCAGCAGCAGCAAGAACAAGAACAAGCCGCAGCAUCUUCAGCUGCCGGUUCAGACGAUGUCGCGGAGGCUUCGUCAGCUUCUGUCGCCAGCAGCUCCAAGCAGAAGCUCGAAGAUCCCAAAGUGCUGGGUCUACAGUACCGCCUUUCUCAAGCGCGCGUAUAUGACUCGCAACGACGAUUCUCCGAGGCAGCUAUCCGAUAUCACGAGCUGAGUUACGUGGCAGAGAUUGACGAGGACGACCGUGCCAUGAUGCUGUCGGCUGCCGUCACUGCUUCCAUUCUCUCACCCGCGGGACCACAACGAGCACGGACAUUGGCAACGCUGAUGCGUGACGAGCGCACGCCAUCCUUGCCUCAAUACACAAUCCUGUCCAAGGUCUUCCUGGACCGCGUCAUCCGUCCGGACGAGAUCGCGAGCUUCGAAAAGCUCUUGUCACCGCAUCAGAUCGCUAGGCUUGCGCCGUCAUCUGCGCCAGGCCCAGCCAGCUCGUCGAGCGCAACGGCCGACGGCAAAGCCAUGCGACACGCACCAUCGACGGUCCUGGAUCGAGCGAUGAUCGAGCACAACGUUCUGAGCGCGUCGAGGCUGUACGACAAUAUCACGCUUGCAGGGCUCGGUGCACUCGUGGACCUGAGUCCAGAGGGAGCGGAAGACAUUGCUCGCAAGAUGAUCAUGCAGGGCAGACUCAAGGGGUGGAUUGACCAGGUGGGCAGCCUCAGCACGACACAGACGGGAUCGCAGGGAAGUGGCGUGCUGUUCUUCAUCGACCAAGAUCGACGCGGCGAAGGCGAGACAACGGCAGGAGGAUUGGAGGCCACCAAGAUGGAGAACAGCGGAGGCGAUGGCAGCGGUGGAGGCGCAGGCGGUGUAGGUGAGGAGGGCGCCGGCGCCGGAGCAAGUUCUGGGGACAUCGAUACCAAAUGGACCCGAAGAUGGGACCAACAGAUUGCUCAAGUCACCGGUGCAUUGGAGGAUGUCUGCCAGAGGAUCAACAGAGUCUCUGCAACGACGAGCAUCGCCGCGUAA
Molecule: messenger RNA, 1704 nt
Organism: Kalmanozyma brasiliensis GHG001
Lineage: Eukaryota; Fungi; Basidiomycota; Ustilaginomycetes; Ustilaginales
Product: Proteasome component (PCI) domain protein
Exons: 1
Coding region: 1-1704 (567 amino acids)
Cellular component (GO): COP9 signalosome; cytosol
Source: RefSeq, a predicted model, not a curated record